Macroventuria anomochaeta is the source of this 1838-nucleotide messenger RNA. RefSeq names its product BAR-domain-containing protein. The record is from RefSeq and is a predicted model, not a curated record. Gene Ontology annotation, molecular function: protein binding. The transcript is spliced from 5 exons. Gene Ontology annotation, cellular component: cytoplasm. Lineage: Eukaryota; Fungi; Ascomycota; Dothideomycetes; Pleosporales; Didymellaceae. Bases 266 to 1555 code for a protein of 429 amino acids.
CGCGUUGAAUAUAUGGGUCCGCAUUCCCUCACAGGGCCAUUGAACACCUAUCCCCUUUCCUCCUGCUGCAUGUGCUGAACACUCGUUCCCUUCCGUUGCCUUUUUUCCUGUCUCGUCUGUUUCGGGCAAUACUGCGCUCCUCCUGCCUGUUUUUGACUUGCAUCAUCACCGAUAUUGAUCGAUACAACUUCCCUGCACACGGCCCAACGCUCGCUAUCACGACACCCCCGCCUGGUCGGGCCUCUAUAACACCGCAACCGCAACAAUGAAUGUGAACAAGAAAUUCGGCCGCUUCAAGCAAUGGGCCGGCGAGAAGAUGGGCGGCGAGGCCCGCACCGGCACCUCAGAGGAGUUCAGGGCGCUCGAAAUGGAGAUGGAGCUGCGUCAUGAGGGCAUGGACAAAAUGCAGAAGGCCAUGGGCGUCUACGUCAAGUCUAUCUCGAAGCGCGCAGAGGGCGCCGACAAGGAGAAGCAGCUCCCUGGCGGCCACUUGGGCUCUUCCAUGGUCACCCAUGGCGAAGACUUUGAGUCAGACUCUGAGUUUGGCAACUGUUUGUCUUCUCUCGGUCGCGCGAACGAGCGUCUUGCUCGCGUGCAGGAGACAUAUGCACAGGGCGCUACGUCAUCCUGGUUGGAGGGCCUUGAUCGCGGACUCAUUCAGAUGAAAGAGUACCAGAAUGCACGCAAGAAGCUCGAGACACGCCGACUAGCCUACGACACCUCCCUCGCCAAGAUGCAGAAGUCGAAGAAGGAAGACUUCCGCAUGGAAGAGGAGCUUCGAGCACAGAAGGCCAAAUACGAGGAGACCAGCGAAGACGUCUUCCGCAGGAUGCAGGACAUCAAGGAGGCGGAGGUCGACCUGGUGCAGGACCUAUCGGCUUUUCUGGAAGCAGAGCUAAGCUACUACGACCGCUGCCGCGAGAUCUUGAUCAACGUCAAGCGCGAGUGGCCAGUCAGAGAGACAGCACCCAGUCGCACUACGCGCUCGCGCUCGAACACAGCCCACGGAUAUGCAGAACGCUUCAACCCAGUCGAAGAAGAGCCUGAGCCGUCGCCUCCGCGUAUGACCAUUCCGAAGUUGGCUUCCCGCAGCCGCUCUCCAGCCCCUGAUAUGGCCGGCUCUCCCGGAGGUUAUGCUCUACGUCCCGCCCUCAGCCGUACUUCGACACAUGACAGUUAUGCCAACGGUCGUGACGACUCCCCUGCUCGACGAUUGACACGCGUCCCGACCGAUUCUUCCGUUAUUUCAAGCCGAAACAAUCUGCGCCCGGUCCGCCAGCAGAACGCGUUCGCUGACGAUUACGAGGAUGACGAAUACACCGGUUCUGGCAGCAACUACAGGCGCGACAGAUCACCACCCAGCCCUGAUCGAUCUUCUCAGGGUAGUGGCAAUGUCAUGUCGCGAGCAGCGAGCUGGUCUCAAAACGAUAGCGGUGCUGCACCCGGCGGAAAACGGGCACCUCCUCCACCUCCUUCGAGGGCGAAGAAGCCACCACCACCUCCUCCUCCGAUGAAGCGAAGUGCGUUGAGUGAAUCCACAGUGACACAAUACUAGCACAGCAUAUUUAUCUCUUUUCUUUGCUGUUGCUAACAUUUUGUUUGUAUAGGGCCCAUGUCCGUGUCCGGCAGAGUCGUCACUUGGUAAAACCGAUUCGGCAGCGAAUGGCGGAAAAUUGGCUCUGGAUAAGACUGCGCUGCAGUCUAGGCGCAACAGGCGUUGCAUUUCAUUUGUUCGUAAGACCACUUGUCUUUCAUAUCACACGGCGUUCUGGGAGCGAUCAUUGCGCAAAGAGGGCACAUGUAGUAAACUUCCAAAACACAACAUUAUACCAACUUUC